AAGCUACAAUGAGCUGUGCCUGUGGUGUGUGAGAAUGGGGCCCACCACCCAUGUGCCCUCCUCCUGUCUCCACCAGCUCCUGCCGCUCAAUCAUUAGUCCCUCUGUUCCCCUCCCUCCCAAAACCCUCUCUCUUUCUCUCUCUCUCUCUCAAAAUUUCUCUCUCUAGAUGAACUCUCUCUCUCUCUCUCUCUGUAACACAAACAGCUCAUCGCAGCCAUAACACUCACUCUCUCUUAUUAUUUAUUUUUUUUAAGUUUACAGUGGGGUGUUGUCUCUUUCUCUAUCUAGGUCUAGGGAAGACUAAAGACCCAUGUCUAAUUCAGAUGGAGCGAACAACGGCGUCACAAACGGCGCUAUAAUAGACCCGCAGAGGCAGCAGCAGCCGCCGGGGAACGGAGCGUUGGUGGUCAAGAAGGCGCCGUCAAAGGACCGUCACAGCAAGGUGGACGGCAGGGGACGGCGCAUCCGCAUGCCGAUCAUAUGCGCGGCCCGUGUCUUCCAGCUGACUCGGGAGCUCGGCCACAAGUCAGACGGCCAGACCAUCGAGUGGCUCCUCCGCCAAGCGGAGCCGUCCAUCAUAGCCGCCACGGGAACGGGCACUACCCCGGCUAGCUUCUCCACCGUCUCGGUCUCCUUGCGCGGUGGCGGUGGCUCCGCCUCGCUCACUUCGUCCUCAACGUCCGCCUCACUCUCCCACUCUCUUGACCACAAGCCCUUGCUGGGACCCACGCCCUUCAUCUUGGGUAAGCGCGUGCGGGCCGACGAGGACGGCGACGGCAAAGACGACGGCUCCGGAGGAGUCUCCGUGGGCCACACCAUGGGCUCUCUGGGGGCCAACGCCCCGGGAUUCUGGGCGGUUCCGGCCAGACCGGACCUCUGGAGCUUCGCUGCUGCUGCAGCAGCCGCCGCGGGUCCGCCGCCGGAGUUGGUGGUGCAGGCGCAGGCGGCGUCGCAUCACCAGCAGUCGUUGUUCCUCAGUCAUCAUCAUCAUCAGCAGCAGCAACCCAUGGGCGAGGCCUCGGCGGCCAGAGUGGGAAAUUACCUCCCAGGGCAUCUGAAUUUGCUGGCUUCCUUGUCGGGCGGGCCGGGGAGUUCGGGUAGGAGAGAGGACGAUCCUCGCUGAUAAUUCCACUUUCUUUUGGUGCCAGUGGUGGUGGUGGUGGUGGUGUUCUUAAUUUGGUAUAUAAGAAUAUGUGUAUGUUUAUUGCCUUUUCUUUUUGUGUGUGUGUGUGGUGGGGGUUGUGUGCCCAUGGAAGAGGAUUUUUAGUGAAUUUGUUAGGUUUAGGGCUUUUAGUUUUGAGUGGAGGAAUUAGGGUUUGUGGGUAUUUGGGGAUUCAAUUAGGGGAUUCACUACUUUCUUUGAAGAUUAAUUAGGGUUUUAGGGUUCAAAUUUGUUUAGGUUUUGGGGGGUUUUUGUUGGAGGAGAGAGGGAGUCAAGAAUUCGGUUUUGUGCCGUGGAAAUUGCGAUUUGGGUGGUUAUGCAAGUCCAGGCCAAUAAUUGUAUAAUUUCGGGCAUUUCAUGACAAACUUGGGAUUGCUGUCUCUGGUUUUUGUGCUGCUAGUUUGUCAACACUUGCGUAAUUGCAUUUUCAAUAGAAGUUUGGUCAAUUGAAGUAUGCAGUUAAAAAAGCUGAUGCACCAAUUCAGUUCUCUCCAAGUUUGUUGGAAUACGCUGGUGUGCAAUGGUGAAUGAGAAAGCCAGUGUCUUUGCUGGAUGGAUUUGGGUACUUGUCCAGAGGAGAAACUGUGGUGAUUGGUGGAGGUUGAUUCUUGCUCUCUCCUUGGCUUUCAUGCUCUAUCUUCCUUGUAAUGGGUCUCGAUAGCUACUGGGUGUUUGAAAGAUGCUCUAUUUCCUCUCUGUAAUACCUCAAGCGUUUGAGAAUUUUAUCAGUAUUCUUAGCCAUUUCUUAGAUUUAUCAGCGUGAAAAUAAUGUGUUCAUCAUCUCUUGUAUGUAAGUGGAUUGUUUUUGGGUGCCUAUGGUGUGAAUAAAAAACCCAUCUGUUUCUCUCA
Messenger RNA from Corylus avellana, 2012 nucleotides. RefSeq names its product TCP family transcription factor. The record is from RefSeq and is a predicted model, not a curated record. Lineage: Eukaryota; Viridiplantae; Streptophyta; Magnoliopsida; Fagales; Betulaceae. Gene Ontology annotation, cellular component: nucleus. Gene Ontology annotation, biological process: regulation of circadian rhythm. Gene Ontology annotation, molecular function: DNA-binding transcription factor activity; sequence-specific DNA binding.